Hibiscus syriacus is the source of this 1728-nucleotide messenger RNA. RefSeq names its product glucose-1-phosphate adenylyltransferase large subunit 3, chloroplastic/amyloplastic-like. Lineage: Eukaryota; Viridiplantae; Streptophyta; Magnoliopsida; Malvales; Malvaceae. Gene Ontology annotation, biological process: glycogen biosynthetic process. Bases 70 to 1626 code for a protein of 518 amino acids. The transcript is spliced from 14 exons. Gene Ontology annotation, molecular function: glucose-1-phosphate adenylyltransferase activity. The record is from RefSeq and is a predicted model, not a curated record.
GCCCUCCAUAGGCCUAAACAAUACUACUAUUCUUCACUAGCUUUCAUUUCCAAUUUUUCCGGUAGAAAAAUGACGGUAUCGGCUGACGGUCGGUUAUCGCUCUCAGCCACCGGUCAGCUCGGUAGCACGUUGGCAAUGACCGCGAGGAGAUGUCGGCUUGCCAACAGAGAGUUUAUGGGGAUGAAGGUUAACAUGACCCCAAAGUACCAAAGAGCUUGUACUAAGAAUGUGAAGCAAACUAUUAGCAUGUCACUUGCUGUUAAUAUUGCAGGGGAGUCCAAGCUAAGGGACCUAGAGAUGGAAAAGAGGGACCCAAGGACAGUUGUGGCGGUUAUUCUCGGCGGCGGAGCUGGUACUCGCCUUUUUCCGCUCACUAAGCGGCGCGCAAAGCCCGCGGUUCCGAUUGGUGGUGCAUACAGGCUGAUCGAUGUGCCGAUGAGCAACUGCAUUAACAGUGGGAUCAACAAAGUGUACAUUCUCACCCAGUUUAACUCGGCUUCACUUAACAGACAUAUCUCCCGUGCUUACAACUUCGGCAACGGGUUUAACUUCGGAGAUGGCUACGUCGAGAUACUUGCAGCCACACAAACCCCGGGAGAGGCUGGGAAGAGAUGGUUCCAAGGGACCGCAGACGCCGUCCGACAAUUCCACUGGCUAUUCGAGAAUGCAAGAAGUAAAGAGAUUGAAGAUGUGCUGAUUCUAUCGGGGGAUCACUUAUAUAGAAUGGAUUACAUGGAUUUCGUUCAGAACCAUAGGCAGAGUGGUGCAGACAUCACCAUUUCUGCCCUUCCGAUAGACGAUAGCCGUGCCUCAGAUUUCGGCCUAAUGAAGAUAGACAACAAAGGAAGGAUUCUUUCUUUCAGUGAAAAGCCCAAGGGACAAGAAUUGAAAGCAAUGGCAGUAGACACAACAGUUCUAGGACUUUCGAAAGACGAGGCCGAGAAGAAACCAUAUAUUGCCUCCAUGGGAGUGUAUGUCUUCAAGAAGGAGAUACUUUUGAACCUUUUGAGGUGGCGUUUUCCAACUGCAAAUGACUUCGGAUCAGAAAUAAUCCCUGCCUCAGCUAAAGAGUUCUUCAUAAAGGCUUAUCUCUUCAAUGAUUAUUGGGAAGAUAUAGGAACUAUCAGAUCCUUCUUUGAAGCAAACCUUGCCCUCACUGAGCAUCCACCAAGGUUUAGUUUCUACGAUGCAGCGAAACCGAUAUUCACAUCGAGGAGAAACCUUCCACCAUCGAAGAUCGACAAUUGCAAGGUUGUUGAUUCCAUCAUAUCCCAUGGGAGUUUCUUGAAUAAUUGCUUCAUAGAACACAGCGUCGUCGGCAUCAGAUCCCGAAUAAACAGCAAUGUUCACCUAAAGGAUACAGUGAUGCUUGGGGCCGAUUUUUAUGAGACUGAUGCAGAAGUGGCAGGUCUUCUAGCCGAGGAAGGGGUCCCCAUUGGCAUAGGAGAAAACACUAAAAUCAAAGAUUGUAUCAUCGACAAAAAUGCCAGAAUAGGGAAGAAUGUGGUUAUUGCCAACUCCGAGGGUGUACAAGAGGCGGAUAGAUCCUCAGAAGGAUUCUAUAUACGAUCUGGAAUCACUGUCAUAUUGAAAAACUCGGUGAUUAAAGAUGGUUUUGUUAUAUAAAUGAAAAAUCUUUAUCAUCCAUUUUUGUUGGUUAGGAUGGAUCAAGAAAAAUAAUAAAAAAAAGUAUGAAAUGAAUCUGUGUUAGUCAAAAGUUUUAGUAUU